CUUCGAUAAACAUGAUGAGCAGGUCCCAUCCACCCCAACAGUCAGUUGCCUUCCCGUUUGCACAUAAUCUGCCACAAAAAGGGUGGCGCAGUGCAGGGUGCCACUUAAGAAGCCUGCCACACUCACCUCUGAAACGAGUGCCGGCAUGCGCUAUGACACCGAUGCUUAGUCCUUCAUUCUACAUCACACCCUAUUGAGUCGCGAUCUCAGCAUGCCGUCCACAAUGCGGAGUCAAGCUGCUCGAACACUCUCUGCCAGAUCCAGUGCUGUAUCAGAUGGACCACAUCGACAAAUUGGGCUGGCCUCCUUCUCGUUCACCACGGGACAGAUCUUUUUAAGCCUGGUUAAGGAUUCUGCAAACUAUGCACGAACUCUACAACAGCUGUUCCGGCGAGGCCCACAACAAGUCCUCUAUGGCUGUCUCCCCAGCAAUUCUAUCAGAUAUGGAGUCACUGAGGCCUAUGAGUCGUCUCAUUCUUUGGCCAGUCGGAUAGCGGAUCAGAUCGUGGACAGGGUGGAUUCUGUGUCGGUGAGCACGGGCGACGAUCAACACGGGAUCCGACUGGUGCAGGAUCUUGCAGCCGACAACUCUCGGAAACCCUCAGUCAUCAUCAGUGUGCAAGACAAAUCAGCUACGCUAUAUGCAACAAGCAUGCUCUUCAGUUGGUUGCGUCAACAAGCCGUCCCACUCAGGCCAAACUCGCUCUACAUACGGUUUGAGACGCUUGAGGGCUUUCUUUUCAUUGACCAUCUCACUGCUCGAGAUCUAGAGCUAGUCCACAGUGGUGCUAAUUGUAACAAUAUCACUCACUCCCUAUACGGUGUAUUAAACCGGUGCCUUACGGCUGAAGGGAGACGUGCUUUGCGGACAGGACUACUUCAGCCUUCGAAUAACAUUGCUGCUAUCAACUCACGUCAAAACUCCGUUGAAGAGCUUUCAAAUGCACAAGAAGGCAACUUACUUCAAGGACUACGAAGGCAGUUAUCCCGCAUAAGUGAUAUUGAUAUCGAGGCCCUCGCAUACAAAUUUUUAUGUCUGGGACAGAACAUGGCAGGGACAUCACGUCAGCUGCAAGAUAAAAUGCAGAUGUUGAGGGCACUGUGGCAAGUGCUGCUCGCGGUUCAAGGAUUGUGUUCGGUUCUGGUAUCGACAAAAACGGCAGGCUUACGCUCAUGCUAUGAGAUUUUGCGAGACACGGCCGUUGAGGAUCUUUGCGCAUUGUCGCAAGAUUGGGUUCAUAUUAGUAGAGAAGACGAGGACUUUGGCAAGCGCAGGACCAAUAGCUACAUGUCCCGGCUGUAUAUGGUGAAGGACGAAAAAUCUCCACCUCUAGCUCUCGCUAGACGGGCGCUUGAGGAACAUAAACAGGAUUGCUUAUGUCUCGCCGAGAGGAUUGGCUUGGAGCAAGGCUUUCAAUGCAACUUAGAAUGGCGAGGAAUUAGGACGAGACUCGUCGCGAUCGUGAACUGCACAGAGUCCGUCUCUCUUCCACCAAACGCCAUAAAUCCUUCGAAAGUCGGGAAGAAAUUGCUCUUCUCAACUCCCGAGCUGACAGCGAUAAACGCUCGCAUUUCCAAGAUCGAGAAUAGCAUUCUCAGCCUUAGUGAACCCCUCAUUUCGGAUUUAGGUAAGAGCAUGCUUCACUACAUCCCUGCUCUGUACGAGUGGGCCGGAGCCAUCGCAAGCCUAGACUUGGCCGGGACUUUUGCGGAGCUGGCAAGAACUCAGAGAGGCUGGACUCGGCCCAGAUUCGCCAAUACCAUCGCGAUUCGCAAUGGGAGGCAUCCUCUGUUGGAGCAAUCCCUAGGUCCCGAAUGUGUUGCCAAUGAUGUAUAUUCGGUCCAUGGAUCGUCCUCGUUCUACAUUAUCGAGGGACCAAACAUGUCUGGGAAGAGCACUUUCCUGAAGCAAAUCGCCCUCCUGACUGUACAGGCAAUGAUGGGCUCGUACAUUCCAGCGGACCAGGGAACGGUCGUUCUUCAUGACAUCCUCCUGUCAAGGCUAUCCAACGAGGACUCGAUGGAGAAUGCGCUCUCAACAUUCGCUUCUGAGAUCACAACCAUGACCAUGAUGCUCGGCAUGGCAACAAGAAACUCCCUGCUGCUAGUCGACGAGCUGGGUCGGGGUACGUCGCCUCAAGAAGGGAUUGGACUCUCCUUUGCCAUCGCGGAGGCGCUGGUGCGAGCGAAAGUACGCGAAUUCUGCUGUGGAAAUGCUGUCUCCGGAAUUUAGAGCUUUGUCUUCUUCGCUACUCACUUUCACGAUCUAAUUGGACCUUUACAACGUCUGUCUGGUGUAACAAGUGCUCGACUGUCCACAAGAAGACUGGAGAGCAUAGCUUCAGGUGUACCUAUCACGACGUACGACUACAAAGUCUUGGAAGGUCCUUCGCAGACGAGGAGUCAUUAUGGGAUUGAGCUUGCUGGGGUGAUCGGUCUUCCGGCAGACGUGAUAUCACGUGCACAAGCUGUGGUACAA
This is a messenger RNA of Kockovaella imperatae, 2479 nucleotides long. RefSeq names its product muts domain V-domain-containing protein. Gene Ontology annotation, molecular function: ATP-dependent DNA damage sensor activity; ATP binding; mismatched DNA binding. Gene Ontology annotation, biological process: mismatch repair; reciprocal meiotic recombination. NCBI's taxonomy places the organism in Eukaryota, Fungi, Basidiomycota, Tremellomycetes, Tremellales, Cuniculitremaceae. Gene Ontology annotation, cellular component: nucleus. The transcript is spliced from 33 exons. The coding region runs from base 212 to 2233 and encodes 673 amino acids. The record is from RefSeq and is a predicted model, not a curated record.